Staurois parvus is the source of this 2046-nucleotide messenger RNA. The record is from the annotation of a GenBank genome assembly. NCBI's taxonomy places the organism in Eukaryota, Metazoa, Chordata, Amphibia, Anura, Ranidae.
AUGCAGCCAAAAAAUAUGAGGUUCCCCCUGAUUCUGCUGCCCCUCGCCCUGGCACAGAGCCUGUCCCUGCCGCCCCCCGAUGAGCUGCUGAUGGACGGGGUGGCCCUUUUCUCCCGGGGAGACUGGUCCGGGGCCCGGGACCGACUCUGGGGGGCCCUGCGGAGCCUGAGGGAAGUGCGGGGGGCCCGGCUACGCUGCGGGGAGGAGUGCGGGCCCCGGGGGGCCCAUCUGGAGGAGCUGGUGCUGGAGAGGGCCGACUGCCUCCUGAGCUGUGAGAGGCUGCAGCUGGGGCAACCGUCCCUUUACCGACUGACCCAGGAGACCGAGAAGAUCUUCCUGAGGGGGGCGCCCUACAACUACCUGCAGCUGGCGCACUACAAGUUGGAGGAGUUGGAUGAAGCUGCAGCUGCUGCAUUUACGUUCUUCACAAGGAAUCCGCACCAUGAGCAGAUCCAGGAUGAUCUCCAACGUUACCGAAAGAUGAAAGGGGUUCAGCAGCAGAGCCUUCGAGACUUGGAGGAGCCUCCUUACAGGACACUCUUCUCCCAGGCCAAGUCUUUGCUGUCUCAGGGUAAACUGGCUUCUGCGGUACUGAAACUGGAGGAGUCAUUAUCCGCCUGUUUGUCUGCGCUUCGUGAGUGUCGUACCCUCUGUGAGGGAACCCGAGAGAAGGAGAACCAAACUCACCAAGAGAUAUCCGAGGUGAUUGCAGAUUAUUACACUCAGGUAUUGCAAUGUAAGCAGCGCUGUAUUCUAGAUCUCACCUUGGUGCCGGGGCGCAAACGUCCAAAGCAAGAUUCCAUUGUGUCUCAUCUGCAAUUGCUGGAGGACACCUACUCCCAGCUUGGAGAAUGGGAGUCCGCUACAGAGAUCGCCAAAUCGUUAUUACUCUUCCACCCUCAUAAAGAGUCCAUUAUGAAGAAACUGCAGCGCUAUAACAACAAACUUGGAGAAAAGACUGGAGGAAAAACCACGAGAGAGCAUUGUGUCAUACGUGCGUCAGUCAUUGGCAGAGAAGAAGCUAUUGUAUUAUGCCAUGGAAAACCUGGACAUCCCGUUUCCAGAUCAGGAUCUAUGGACGCCGGAAGAUAUUGUCCCAGAGAGUCUACGGGACAGAGUCAGGGCAGAGAGAGCAGCAGCGGAGGAGGCUGGAGGAGAUCUGCCCUAUGAUGAGGUAUCUGUCACACUCACCCCAAGACAGAUGAAUGGAACAGUCAGGGUCACUCUCGAUGGUGUCUUCAGUAAGGAUGAGUGUGAGUCUCUGCUCAGUCUGGUUCAGGAAGCUGAAGCCUCAGGAGAUGGGUUUAAAGCUAGACGGUCAUCUCACACCCCCCGAGAGAAGAUCCAGGCCUUGACUGUACUGAGAGCACUACAGAUGGCGUCGGCAGGAGCAGUGGACACGACCCGGGCGCAUCUAUUUUAUUAUGCCGGUGAGCGAGCUCGGAUCCUGGCGCAGUCGUAUUUUGAAACGAACCCUCUGCACUUCUCCUACACUCAGCUGGUGUGUCGGACGGCCAUUGAAGGAGAACAGGAGGGUCGCACAGAUGUCAGUCACCCCGUUCAUGCUGAUAACUGUAUUCUGGACACUGAGGAGAAAGCUUGCUGGAAGGAGCCGCCUGCAUACAUCCACAGAGACUACAGUGGGAUGCUUUACUUGAAUGACGACUUUCAAGGAGGAGAUCUCUUCUUUACGGAGCUGGAUGGGACAACGGUCACGGCGGAGGUCCGGCCUCAGUGCGGCCGCCUGGUGAUGUACGGCUCCGGAGGAGAGAAUGCCCAUGGGGUGCGGGCAGUGACCGGGGGUAGACGGUGCGCCAUCGCGCUGUGGUUCACGGAGUCAGCGGAACACGCAGAGCAGGAACGACAUCAGGCAAAGAUUCUGGUAAAAGGUGACACCAAUUUGAAGGAGCAGAAAGAACAGGAAGAAUCCAAGACAGCAAGACAGACCAGAAGGUCACGGACAUCUUCAGACGAUGAUGAGCCUGAAAAGCCCUCUGGUCGGCAACAGAGAGGAGAACAGCUAGAAAAAUUAAAGAUGAACUUUGA